AUGAGUGCAACUCCACACCCGUUCAUAUAUUCAAUUGACCCGGAACCUGAAAGGACAUUUAGAGUUAGGAGAAGAGCUCAGAUAGCACAUAGGCAAAUUCCACUUCUAGAAAUUGAAGAAAUGGAAGAUUUAGGAAGUGUAAAUGGGAAUGAUGGGGUAGGAGGACCUGCAAGGAUAAGGGAACCACCUGUUAUAAAUGAUAAUGAUAGGUCCAUGAUGGACUUCAUCAUACCUGUGUUGGAUGAGUUAGAUCCAAGCAUAGCCCAACCUGUGAAUGGAGUGCCCUUCAAAUUAGAACCGGUGAUGUUCACCAUGCUUCAAAACAUGGGGCAGUUUCAUGGGUUGUUGAUGGAAGACCCACACAAGCACCUUAGAAAUUUCAUAGAAGUGGCCAACACUUUUAGGAAUCCUAACAUCUUGGAUGAUGUGUUAAGAUUGAAGCUCUUCCCUCAUUCACUGGCUGACAAAGCCAAAGAAUGGUUGAACUCCCUUCCAUCCAACUCUAUAACCAAUUGGCACACCCUUGCUGAGAAAUUCAUUAUGAAAUAUUUCCCCUCUAAUAAGAUAGUGCAAACUAGAGGUGAUAUUGCUAACUUCAUGCAGAGGGAUGGAGAGACACUAGUGGAUGUGUGGGAGAGGUACAAGAACCUUCUUAAGCAAUGCCCAAAUCAUGGUUUGCCCUCUUGGGCAGUGUUACAAACCCUGUACAAUGGCUUAAAUACUCAAAACAGGGCCUUGGCAGAUUCUGCUGCUAAUGGCAUGUUUAUGACUAUGUCCUUUAACCAAGCCCAUGAGUUGUUAGAACAAAUGACUCAAAAUUAUGCCCAAUGGCCUGAAGAAAGAAAUCAGCCAAGAAGAGUGGCUGGUUUACAUGAGAUAGACCCUGUAACAGCUCUUUCAGCCAAGUUUGAUGCACUGUCCAAUUUAGUGAGAACCCAAGGACAAACCAUUGAGGCAAGAUUAUCUCAAUCCCAAGUCCCUGCACCUCAAAUACCUGUGACCCAACCUCAAGUUAAUGCAAUAAACACAAGUGUAACUUGUGUUUGCUGUGGUGGGCCCCAUUUGUAUGAUAGCUGCCCAUCCAACCCAGAAUCUGUGUUUUAUGUGGGAAACCAAAAUAGAAACCAAAAUAUUUUUCCCAAUAACUUUAACCAGGGAUGGAGGCAGAACCAACAGCCUCAAUAUUUUCAAGGGCAGGGGCAGCAAGCUGGUCCUUCUAAUGCUCAAACAAAAAUACCUUUUCCUACCCAGAAUUACCAACAAACUUCAAGGCAGCAAGCUGUUGUUCAACCUAGUGAGAUGCCCAUGGCUCCAUCCUCUUCUUUAGAAGCUUUGUUAAGGGAAUAUUUGGUUAAGAAUGAUACCAAGCAAAACAGCUUGGAAGCUGUUGUGCAAAGUAUUCCAGCAUCCUUAAGGAACAUAGAAUCCCAACUAGGCCAUUUAGCAAACACUAUGAAUACCAGACCUCCUGGUACCUUGCCGAGUAACACUGAAGAACCUAGGAGAAAUAAAGAGCAAUGCAAUAUGAUAGAGCUUAGAAAUGGCAGAUCUGUAAAUCAGCCAGAAGCUGUGGUUAGACCUUCCACAUUAAAAAAAGAAGAAGGGGAGAACAUGCAGAAAGAAAAGGAUGCAAAUUCUGAACCUGUUCAGAAUUCUGUUGUUCAUAAUAGCCCCCAAGGG
Molecule: messenger RNA, 1680 nt
Organism: Gastrolobium bilobum
Lineage: Eukaryota; Viridiplantae; Streptophyta; Magnoliopsida; Fabales; Fabaceae
Exons: 1
Source: RefSeq, a predicted model, not a curated record